AUGGAUGUCGACAAUGCGGGCGCCGGAAACGUACAAGACGAACAUAACAGGUAUUCCCCUCUAUUUUUUCUAAAAAAAAAGCUCGAAAACCCUUCUAUUCUAGGUCAUCGCCAAAAUCGCGCAGAACGCGCCGAUCGGCGGUCAACGUCACGCGAUGCUCCACGAGAAUGAAUCAGAGAAGUUUCUCGAAUUUCUGGUCCGUCGAGAACUUUUCCGUGCAGCUGGAGCUUCACACCCCAUCGGAAUUCAUGAUGGCGCCGUGAGUUGGCUCAAAAAAUGUUGGAAUUUCAAAAAAAUUGGCAAUUUUACAGAAAAUUCGGCGACGCCGACUACGAGUUUGUGAUGAAACUGUUUCCGAACGGAAAAGACGAGGAUACGGCCGGCUAUCUUUCGCUUUUUCUGCUUAUAAACAGUACGCGGGGGGAUAUCCUAAACAUUAGACCAAAAAUACCUAACGUUUCCUCCUAGAUGGCCUAGAAACCCAAACCUUUUCCAGAAUGUCCGAAUCCCCGCCUACGCUUCCGCGUCUCGUUCACCGUCGAAACGGCGGACGGUCCGCGCAGCUGCCAUCUCAACAAAAAUCUGGUGACGAUCAAUCGGAGCGGAAUUGUGACCGCCUCGAAGUUCUUCUCGCUCGACAUUCUCAAAGUACGGUAGUCUUUCUACGUUUUUAGCGGAAAGUAGAUUUAUGAAAAAAGUCUCGUUUUUUCUCAAUUCUCACCAUUUUGUUUGCAGACGGCGCCAUCGGUGUACAUUCCGAACGACGUGCUCACAAUCGGCUGCGAUCUGACGAUUUACGCGGAGCCCGUCACGAUGACGACCAAAUUGUCGCCGUACUCGAGAGGAAACGCGAGUUUGCUCCGUGCCUCCUUUUCUGCAAACGGACAAUCUUCGUCGAACAGCUCCAUUCACAGCCUGCCCGUCGAUCAGAUCGACCCGGAGUGCGGCGGUGAGCACGGCGUUUUUGAACGUAUUCACUUACUUUGGUUUUCAACGACACUCUGUGCAUAGACCUUUGGGGAAGACUUCGAGACUUUUGUAAAGGUCUCUUGGCUCUUAAAAACAUUAGAAUGGGAAGACAGUGGAGAGAAAAAGAAACGGUGGUCCUGGCCAAGAAUUGGCGGCAGGAGUGCGUUCCCAACGACACUCCGCCGUUGCGCUGCUUCAGUUCAAAUGAUUUUGUCUCAAAACAUUUCAAUCAAAGUUCGGGUCCGACGCACUUUUGACAAUUGCCAAUUUAGAACAAAAUUGCUCAAUGGGAAAUGAAAACACACGUGAUUCUAAAACACUACAACAGAAUAGAACUCGCUACGUAAAAAAACGGGGCGGAAUGAAAAUGCUACUUAACACAGAGCUGUAACGACACAUUCCCUAGUUUGUAGAAAUCGUUUUCAAAUCCAUGGAAAAUGAAUUUAAUUUUGCAGACGGCUUCCUGGAGCUGCUCUCGUCGGGCGAGUUCUCCGACUUCACCGUCGUCUCGUCGGACGGCCGCGAAUUCGCGGUGCACAUGUGCGUGCUCUCCUCGCGUUCCGAGUACUUCAAAGCGCUCCUGCGCAACAAAGGCACCAAGGAGUACCAGGAGAAGACGGUCACUUUCGAGGACAUGUCCGCCGAGACCAUCGAGAUUGUGCUCAACCACAUUUAUACGGACAGAACGGAGCACGUGCCGCUCGAGGAGCAUCAUCUCACGUCGGAGCUCAUUUGUGCCGUCGAUAGGUACGCGGAAGUGUCUAGGUUUUGGUGGGAAAAGAGAAUUGGAGCAGGCGUGGGCAAAUUUCGGCCCAAAGUUUUAGAUGGCUUGAACUUUUGACCUACUUGGAACAAUCCGAUCGGGUUCAAACUUUGCAGGCUUCUAGGACUUGGAUUGAAGUAUUCGGGGGCCAAGUUUCAGACCCAUCGGAUCAUCCGGUCCGGAGAUAUGUGGAGGCCUGGUUUUUGCAAAAACUGUGCAUAUCUCGGGACCAUGUGAUCGGAUCGGCCUGAAACUUGGACCCAAUAAACUUCAAACAAAGUCCAGGAAGCCUGCAAAGUUUGGGCCCGAUCGGAUUAUUGCCUUUUGCCCAACCCUCGCCUGGAGAAAUACAAAUUCUUAUGUGGUAAGAAGAAUGAAAUUUUGAAGGAAAAUUGAAAGAGUUUGGCGAACACACAAGAAUCGAAAUGCUUCCGAAAACAUUCCAUAUUUUGCAGACUGAUGAUCUCGUCGUUGGUGCGCGACAUCGCCGACAUUCUGAACACGAACAUCACGAAGGAGAACGUGGUGUCGCGGAUCGGAAUGGCCGCCCAACUGCGUCUUCACGAGACCUACGGCACGCUCCUCAACUUUUUCGCCGACAAUAGCAAAGACUGCCUCGAGAGUCAGGUACUCAUUCCCCUAUCUUAAAUACAUCUCUAAAAAGUCAGAUUUGCAGGAGUGGUCGGAUCUGAAGGUGGAGCAGCAAGGACUGACGAUCAAGAUCCUCGAAGACGCGCUUCUGAUCACGGAUCCGCGCGAAUCGGGACUCGAUCGCCGAAUCGCCGACCGAAUUAUCACUCUUUCGUAG
Messenger RNA from Caenorhabditis sp. 36 PRJEB53466, 2540 nucleotides. The record is from the annotation of a GenBank genome assembly. Lineage: Eukaryota; Metazoa; Nematoda; Chromadorea; Rhabditida; Rhabditidae.